GCCCCUGCAUGCGAGGCCCCGCCCCUCUCCGCUCAGCAGCUGGGCGGGCUCGCUGCCGCUCCCUCCUUGCGUCUGACGCGACGCGCUGGGGUGGAGCGGAAGUGAGAAGGCGGAGGAGGCGGAAGUGGCAGUGUGCGUGAGGCCAAGAUGAAUUCCAGAGGUGCUGCUUCUCUGUUGAAGGAUAGUAUCCUAAUUCCUGAACUUUCAGCUUCAGGAUCGUUUGAAGGUCAUGAUCUUCUGCGUAGAGGCUUUACAAGUGUGAAAAGUGAAUUGUUGCCCAGCCACCCACUGGAGCCGUCAGAAAAAAAUUUCCAGUUAAAUCAAGAUAAAACAAACUUUGCGACACUGAGAAAUAUUCAAGGACUACAUGCAUCUCUAAAGCUGCAGAUGGAAUUCAGAGCAGUGAAACAGGUCCAGCGUCUCCCAUUUCUUCACAGCUCAAACAUAGCACUGGAUACUCUGAGGGGAAAUGAUGAAUGCAUCGGUUUUGAGGAUAUCCUUAAUGAUCCUUCACAGAGUGAGGUUAUGGGAGAACCACACAUGAUGAUGGAAUACAAGCUUGGUUUAUUGUAACAAAAUGUACUCCACAAAAAUGUUUUGUGCGUGUCUUUAUACAGAUCUAAGUACUAAAUUGACACUCACAGUGUUAAGCGGUCCUACAGUUAUCAUUUGCCUUCCUUGAUGAAAAGGCACAUUAAAUGUUUAAAGUCCAUAAAUUGUUUUGUGCUUGUUGUCAAUUAUAUAAAUGUCCUGUAAGUAGGUAGUUUAAAUAAUGUCUCUUCAUACACUGCUCAGGACAAUAGCUUCUUAACUAUGGAAAUGCUAUAUGUGUAUACAAGAAUUACAAAAAUACCCAUGCAUUUUAAAACUGAUUACUGUAGGUAAAUGCAUUUAACAGAUGUUCUUGCUUAAGAACUUUUUAAGGGGGAAAAGGCGGCAUUUUCCAUUGAGUAACAGUUUGUUAAUGAAAAUUUCAUACACUUUUUAAAGUCUUGAAUAAAAGUUUGCUGUAAA
Molecule: messenger RNA, 1014 nt
Organism: Columba livia (rock pigeon)
Lineage: Eukaryota; Metazoa; Chordata; Aves; Columbiformes; Columbidae
Gene: POMP
Product: proteasome maturation protein
Exons: 6
Coding region: 148-573 (141 amino acids)
Biological process (GO): proteasome assembly
Cellular component (GO): nucleus; cytoplasm
Source: RefSeq, a predicted model, not a curated record